CUCCCGACCGAAUGCAGAUGCAGUAUUCGGCUGAUGAUAUUACAGCCGCGAGGAGUCUCCAGACCUACACAGUGCGUCUCUUUCUUGUCGAUGCGAGUACAUUUGAUCAUAAUAGAUGAUCCAUGUACUACCAGUACAUAAGCACGUCGAUGGCCACAUUCUGGGUGGGCUUGUCCUGACAUCUUUCCGUCUGCUGUUAAACUUAUUUGUACAGACCUAUGAUUAUGCUUGUUCACUUCACGAAGAGUGGACGUUCCUGCUCGGAUCGCGCUGGACCAAGGUAAAGGUCCUUUAUAUCGUUACACGAUUCAUGCCCUUUUUCCUCAUCACAACAAAUCUAUACACGAACUUCACCCCGACCGAGAACCUCAGUAAAUGCCAGACCUUGAUCAACCUUGAUUUAUCUUUCGGCAUAAUAUCAGUCACUUGCUCCGAAUCCUUUUUCGUCCUCCGGACAUAUGCGCUCUGGAACAACGAUAGAUAUGUACUUGCAAUCAUGCUGACUGGCUUUCUUGCUGUCCUCGUAGCAUCUAUCAUUACUUCCUUUUCCGCUAAUGCCACCACCCCAUAUCCGACAAGCACGAUCCCGAACAUCACAGGUUGCUCGAGCAGUGCCGACCUCUUCAUCCCGUUUAUUAUAUUGUUUGCGUUUGAACUUGGACUCCUCUCCCUUACGCUCAUACGUGCCAUACAGAGCUGGCGGUCGGCCAACGGCCCUAUAUACGCCAUCCUGGUGAAGCAUAAUAUAUUCUACUAUGCAUGCGGUCUGUUUUUCUCGACCUUGAACGUCCUUACGUUGCUGCUCCUCGAUUACCAGUACCAUGCCAUGUUUCGAGAUUUCCAGUUUAUCAUCUUGGCGAUUCUUGCCUUGCGCAUGCAUCUCCAGCUCUGGCAGAUCAAUGGGCAUGCACAUGGCCCUGACACCCUCAUGUCAGAUUUCAUGUGUAUUCCUCUGACCGACAUCUCAUCUGCGGUCGUGAAAUUUCAACUGCGAGGUGGCAGCGAAGAUGAGCUUGGUCAGAUCCGGGAGUCGGUAUACACAAGCUUCAGGAGGAAUGUUCUGCCGUGA
Molecule: messenger RNA, 1069 nt
Organism: Suillus paluster
Lineage: Eukaryota; Fungi; Basidiomycota; Agaricomycetes; Boletales; Suillaceae
Exons: 14
Coding region: 116-1069 (317 amino acids)
Source: RefSeq, a predicted model, not a curated record